Molecule: messenger RNA, 843 nt
Organism: Diorhabda carinulata
Lineage: Eukaryota; Metazoa; Arthropoda; Insecta; Coleoptera; Chrysomelidae
Gene: Hsc20
Product: co-chaperone protein HscB homolog
Exons: 2
Coding region: 95-799 (234 amino acids)
Biological process (GO): protein complex oligomerization; [2Fe-2S] cluster assembly
Cellular component (GO): mitochondrion
Molecular function (GO): protein-folding chaperone binding; ATPase activator activity
Source: RefSeq, a predicted model, not a curated record
GAAGUAGAAUAUUUAUUCUAAUUUGACAGUACCAAACAAAUAGUUAUUACACAAUGUUUAUUCAUCUGAGUAGUUGAUAAAAAAAUAUUGCAAAAUGAGGAAGGUUUUGUUUCCAACUGCGAAAUGUUGUUACUUCAAACCAAAUAGAUCUUCAUUAAUUAACCUCAAAAAUUCAUAUUCGACGUCAAAUUCUCGACUUAAAAAUUAUUGUUGGAAAUGCGGAGCAGAAAGAACUAAUGCGAAUAUGUUUUGUGAGAAAUGUAAUAUUAUCCAAAACCCUCAAGAAAGAACUAAUUAUUUCAAGUUAUUUGGUAUAGAACAAGUUUUUAAUAUCGAUCAAAAGAUUUUAAAAGAUAAAUUUAGGAAUUUUCAAAGUCAAAUACAUCCUGAUAAGUUUAGUAAUAGUAGUGAGAAAGAACAAAUUAUUUCAGAAGAAUAUUCUUCCUUGGUUAACAAAGCUUAUCAUAAAUUAAUGUCACCUAUGCAGCGUGCGGAGCAUUUACUCCAAUUAAACGGAGAAAAUAUUUCCGAUAAUCAAACUGUCGACGAACCCGCGUUUUUGAUGAAUAUUAUGAACUUAAAUGAAGAGGUGGAAAGUACCAUGCACGAUAUGGAAAAACUAAGACAACUCGAACAGAAAAAUAAGACAGAAAUCGAAGUUUUAACUAAGGAGAUUGAUAAACAUUUUCAAAACCGCAAUAUAGAAGGAGCAAAAAAGUCGAUAAUCAAAUUAAAAUAUUUCUCAAGUAUUAGCGAUAGAAUUAAUUCGAUAUUGAGAGAAGCUGGAAUAAGUGAAUAAUAUAAAAAAAAUUAGUACUAAAAUAAAUUUUAAACCUAUUAAAA